Dunckerocampus dactyliophorus (ringed pipefish) is the source of this 709-nucleotide messenger RNA. RefSeq names its product translocase of inner mitochondrial membrane 8 homolog A (yeast) (gene timm8a). The coding region runs from base 120 to 392 and encodes 90 amino acids. The transcript has 2 exons. The record is from RefSeq and is a predicted model, not a curated record. Lineage: Eukaryota; Metazoa; Chordata; Actinopteri; Syngnathiformes; Syngnathidae.
UUGGUUCGUCUGCUUCCGGUACAGCGGGUCCCAUACAUACACGUGAAGGUCAGCAAUUCUAGCAUAAACUGCUCCUUUUUCCAUACAUUUAUUGGGGUCAGGUUGAAUUUGACUAAAGUAUGGACGGAAAGACAGCGAGCGCGGACCCUCAGCUCCAGCAGUUCAUUGAGAUCGAGUCUCAGAAGCAACGAUUUCAACAGCUGGUGCACCAAAUGACAGAAGUCUGCUGGGAGAACUGCAUGGACAAACCAGGCCCAAAGCUGGACUCCAGGACAGAAACAUGCUUUGUCAACUGCGUGGAGAGAUUCAUAGACACCAGCCAGUUCAUCCUAAACAGACUGGAACAGACCCAGAGGAGUCGAGGGUCUUUCUCGGACAGCAUGGCGGACUAAAAUGAAUGACUCUGGUGCAAAGCGAAUCUGUUUGCAAAAGAAACAACAGUGAUUUGUUACAAGUGCCUCACAUUAACAGCAUGUGCACCUUGAUUUGUUCUCCUGCUGUUCUGAUGCUGCCGGUUUGGAAAGUCAUCUCGACACAGAAGCUAGGUCACUGACCUCAUGGCUGCCUAUUGACGUUCCAAGCAGUUGGGAGGCAUCAACUGGAACAUUCAGUUUGCCACACAGGCUAAUUUAACAUCACAGCAAUGACUGAGGAUGCAUGUUUAACUGCUAUACGUUGGAUUGUACAUAUGCAUUAAACACAAGUUGUA